Messenger RNA from Paramecium pentaurelia, 1355 nucleotides. Lineage: Eukaryota; Ciliophora; Oligohymenophorea; Peniculida; Parameciidae. The record is from the annotation of a GenBank genome assembly.
AUGGAUAAUGUUAAUGCAAAUAAUAGUUAAUUAGACAAUGAUGAAUUAGCUAUUAAUUAUUAAAAAAGCUAUUUUGCUAACAAUCAAUGUAUAUCUAUUAGCCAAAUAAUUUUAGGUGAAGUUGUAGGUAUAAGAGCUUUAUAAAUAGAAACAUCAGAAUAAGCUGAUUAAUUACCUAUUUAUUAAGAAAACUUUGAGACUCUUAUCAAUAAAGGUAUAUAUCUUUACUUUUGUAUAAUUAUAUAGGUUAAGCAUUACAUAAAUUGUAAAGAUGGAAUGAAGCUAUUGAAUAUUAUGAUAAAGCAAUUACAUUAAAUCCAUAAUCUAGUAUAACUUAUCAUUUUAAAGGUAUUUAAAUAUAUUAAUUUGUAUAGGUAGCAUUUUAAGUUAUAUGAAUAAAAUUUAAGAAUCUAUAUAAUGCUUUGAUUAGGCUUUAAAAAUAAAUCCAAAUGAUAGUGUAGUAUUACUACUUAAAGGUAGAUUUAUAAUUCGAAUUUAGGGGAUUUAUUAUUAGGUUAAAAUAAAUAUACAGAAGCUAUUGAAUGCUUUGAUAUAAUUAUAAAGUUGUGUCCUGCUGAUAGUGAAGCUUUCAUUUUAAAAAGUAAAUUUCUUAUUUAAUUAAUAAAGGCAAAGCUUUACAUGCUUUAACAAGAUUUUAAGAAGCCAUAGAAUGUUACGAUUAAAUCAUUUAAAUAUCUCCAUUAAAUAGUGAAGUCUAUUAUAAUAAAGGUAAAUUAAGUCGUCUAAAUAGGGGAUGCUUUAUGCCAAUUAAACAGACUAGAGGAAUCAAUAAUUUAUUUUAAUAAGGCUUUAAGUAUUAAUCCAAAUUUAAGUGAAGCUUAUUAUAAAAAAGGUUUAUAAUUAAUUAUUAUUUAAGGAAAUGCACUAAUUUCAUUACAUAGAUAUAAGAAAGCUAUUGAGUGCUUUGAUUAACUUUUGCUGAUUAAUCCCAAAGAUAGACUAAUGCUUUAUAGUAAAGGUUUUUACUCAUUAUUCCAAUAAGGUUAUGCUCUAACAAAAAUGAAUCGAUAUUUCAAAGCAAUAUAGUGCUAUGAAUAAUAAAUCUAGUUAAAUCCUAAAGAUUUAUAGGCGUAUUUUCUUAAAAGUAUAAAAUUUCUAAACUUAAUAGGCAAAGUUUUAUCUCAAUCAAAAAAGUACAAUGAAGCCAUCUAAACCUUGAGAAAAGCGUAUUUAAUUAGUCCUCAGCCUUUUAUAAUGAAGACAUUAGGUAAAUUUUUAAUCAUGUUUUAGCUGAUUCAUUACUAUUAUUGGGAAGAAAGGCAGAAGCUAAACAAUUUUAUUUAAUGGCUGGAUACAAGAAAAAAUUUAUAAAUAAAAAGUUAAAAAAGACUUGA